UUAAUAUUUUCCUCUAGUUAGAGCUUUUGACUGAUACAUGCAUUUGAGUUCUUUCACUUUUAUUGUGUGGAAUAGAAAGCCACAGCCAUCUGUCUCUGUGUAGACGGCCGCAUCUUAAUCCAGAUUAUGGCUGCAGCAUAAACGUGUUUUUUUUUUUUUUUUCAACAGUGUGUCCUUGAUAACAGACAGGCAGGUCAGUUAGCCUAGCUCCAAUUAGACCACCAACAAUCCAUCUGAGGGACCUCUCUGCUGGAAACUAAGGAAUUUCACCAAAAGAUUUUAGUAAAAUCGUAACUUGACAUCAAUCUAAAGACUCCGACAUAGUAAAAAAAUGGCUUUUUUAAUUAAAAGCAUGGUGGGGAACCCACUGAAGGGAAUGGGAUUUGGAGGAGGAGAGGAGAAGGCUGAGGAGGAGACCCCCAAAGACCCCGCAGCGGCCGCUGGUAUGACUAGAGAAGAAUAUGAGGAGUACCAGAAACAGGUAGUGGAGGAAAAAAUGGAAAGAGAUGCAGACUUCUUGCACAAGAAAGCAGAGAGGGCGACUCUGAGGGUUUGUCUACGAGAAAAAUACAGACUUCCUAAAAGUGAGCAGGACGAUAACAUGAUCCAGAUUGCAGGAGAUGACGUGGAUGUCCCCGAAGAGCUGCUGAAGAUGGUGGAUGAGGAUGCCACGGAGGAGGAGGAGAAGGACUCCAUCCUGGGACAGAUGCAGAACUUACAGAACAUGGACAUGGAUCAGAUAAAAGAGAAAGCCAGUGCUACACUGACAGAGAUCAAGUCCAAGGCUGAGGAGAAGUGCUCCGUCAUGUAGUGGUUUAACACAUUCACACAUCUCUACAAACCACGUCAGGUUUUUGAAAUACAGUUUUGAG
Molecule: messenger RNA, 872 nt
Organism: Carassius carassius (crucian carp)
Lineage: Eukaryota; Metazoa; Chordata; Actinopteri; Cypriniformes; Cyprinidae
Gene: cplx4a
Product: complexin 4a
Exons: 3
Coding region: 332-811 (159 amino acids)
Biological process (GO): regulation of neurotransmitter secretion; neurotransmitter transport; synaptic vesicle exocytosis
Cellular component (GO): terminal bouton; SNARE complex
Molecular function (GO): syntaxin binding
Source: RefSeq, a predicted model, not a curated record